Molecule: messenger RNA, 618 nt
Organism: Paramecium tetraurelia
Lineage: Eukaryota; Ciliophora; Oligohymenophorea; Peniculida; Parameciidae
Exons: 2
Molecular function (GO): calcium ion binding
Source: RefSeq, a predicted model, not a curated record
AUGAAUAGAAAGAAAAAUACAACAUCAGUUCCUACACUGCCUUAGAGUAAAGUUAAUCCAUAAUAUUUGGCUCCUCCCCCAUAAUAAUUGAGUCCUAAUCAAUCAUAUUCCACAUUCAUCCCUCCUGAACCUAAAUUCGAUCCAAACGAUUAUAUAACAGGAUCAACAACCAAGAGAGAUAUCAUUCUCUAUAAGGAAAUAUUCGAUUUUUUGGAUUCUAACAACAAUGGGGUUAUUCAACCAAUGGAUUUGAGAAAGGCAUUUGCUAGUGCUGGUAAAUAUUAACCAAAAAAGUAAAUUAUUUAUCAAAUGAUUGCUGACUUCGAUUAAGAUCAAAGUGGUAUUAUUGAAUUUAGAGAGUUCGUAAGAAUGAUGUCCAUGAAUCCAGGAGAAAAAGAUACUGAUGAAGAUUUUGAGAAUAUCUUUUAUCAAUUUGAUAUAGAUUACAAAGGUUAUAUAUCAAUAGAUGACCUCAGAGAAAUGGCAUCUGAAUGCAAUGAGAAUUUAAAAGAUGAAGAUUUACAAAAUAUAAUCUAAUCUUGUGAUCCUGAAGGAAAUGGCACUAUCAGAAAAUAAGCAUUUAUUAGGUAUAUGAAAAGUGCUCAAAAGAAAAGAUGA